AUGAGAAAUGUCACCUCACCAAGGACGACGUGGAAUAAAAAGUACUUAAGCAAAAAGCAAGCAGAAGAAGCCACAUAUAAUUUCAUAACCACUUUGGAACAGACGUCCUCUCCAGAAGUUCUUUUAUCCUGUAUCGAAGCUCUCAACCAACAUCUCAUUCAGUAUCCGUCCUGCAGAAUGGUCCUGUGGCAAGAGAAAACGGCCGUGUUAUUGCUGAGAAAACGCCGCUCCUUCAGACACCAUGAAGGUUUCCAAAUGGCCAUCAGAGAAAUCCUCGCGCUGCUGGGUUAUGUGGACGCUGUGAAAGGGAGAGGCAUCAGGGUGCUCUCUAUAGACGGUGGUGGAACAAGAGGUGUUGUUCCUCUACAAGUGUUGAAGGCGUUAGAAGCUCAAACUGGCAGAAAAAUACAUGAAUUAUUUGAUUACAUUUGUGGAGUGAGCACAGGUGCAGUCCUUGCCUACAUGCUGGGUUUGGCCCGGUUCUCCCUCAGCGAGUGUGAGGACAUGUAUCAGCGUUUUGGAUCAGAGGUUUUCCAACAGAAUCGGUUUGUGGGAACAGUGAAGAUGGGCUGGAGCCAUUCAUACUACAACACAGAGACCUGGGAGAAUCUACUCAGAGCCAAGUUGGGGGAGCAGCUGCUUAUUAAAACAGCAAGAGACGAGUUAAGCCCUAAGGUCUCAGCCGUCAGUGCCGUCGUGAACUGGGGAACGAGUCCAAAAGCAUUUGUUUUCCGUAACUACAACCACACUCCAGGAUCUCUCAGCAGAUACGCAGGAGGCAGUGCUUAUCAGAUGUGGCAGGCGGUGAGAGCUUCAUCAGCGGCUCCGGGAUACUUCCAGGAGUUCCCUUUGCAAGGAGACAUUCACCAGGACGGUGGAAUCCUUCUGAACAACCCGUGUGCUUUAGCGGUGCACGAGAGCCGUCUGCUGUGGCCCCAUCAGCCCUUCCAGUGUGUCCUGUCUCUGGGCACAGGUCGAUACGACAGUGUGAAGAGAAACCCGGGCACUUCCACCAGUCUGAGAGCCAAAAUCAGCAGCUUAAUCUGCAGCGCCACCGACACUGAAGGAGUCCACACGCUCCUGGACGACCUGCUGGCUCCAAACGUGUAUUUCCGCUUCAACCCCAUGAUGAGCACCGUCGUGUCCCUGGACGAAAGCCGGCCAGGAGCCUUGGAGGUACUCAGGCGAGAUACGCAAGAGUACCUUGAAAGAAAUCAGCCUAAAUUGGCCCGACUCUGCUUGGUUCUGGGGGCAGAGCGCUCCGCCAUGAGCAAAACAGUGGACUGGCCUCGCGGCAACUCUGGAAGACUGACGGCUAAAGCCACCCCUUCCAGGCCGGCCUCGCAUCCUCAGCCUAUCGCACAGAAAACGCCCAUUUCCAACCAACCUACGCUGAAGCAGCCAAGCGGAGAAGGAGCAACGCACACACUCAGAGGAUUUCUGACCUGUUGUUCGGAGCAUCGCUAUAAAUGCUAUAACUUCACCGGGGGGAAUCUUUCUGCGGGAAAAAUGCUCCUGGGACGUCUGAGAGGAGACAUUUUGCUUUAUGGUGAAGUAGGUGUCAAUGGAACAAUAAUGUCUUGA
This is a messenger RNA of Knipowitschia caucasica, 1584 nucleotides long. The record is from the annotation of a GenBank genome assembly. NCBI's taxonomy places the organism in Eukaryota, Metazoa, Chordata, Actinopteri, Gobiiformes, Gobiidae.